Molecule: messenger RNA, 3169 nt
Organism: Fomitopsis serialis
Lineage: Eukaryota; Fungi; Basidiomycota; Agaricomycetes; Polyporales; Fomitopsidaceae
Exons: 4
Coding region: 131-3169 (1012 amino acids)
Source: RefSeq, a predicted model, not a curated record
ACGACCGUCGCGACGGCCGGCCGCCACUCUCUGAGUCUGCCUUUCCGCUAGUCCUGGCUAAUUAUUGCAGCUAGCUGAUACUGGGUCCUUGUCUGGUUGUCCGUUCUCCAGAACAUCGAGGUGGCCGGUCAUGGCUACCACUACCCAAAUCCUGUAUAAUUCGCCCGCGCUGCACUCCCUGAAGCGUGAGCAGCUGGUGAAGCUGUGCAAGAUACACUCCUUGAAGGCCAAUGGCAAGAAUACAGAGAUCAUUGAACGACUUAAGAAGCACGCCCUCCAACUCGGCCAAGAGACCUUCCUCGAUACCCACCAGCGGGACGAUCAGAAGGAGAACAUACAGGAUGGGUUCAAACUGCAGAUGCCAAGGCCGAGUGAACAAUGGGAGGUCGUUAUGGAAGACAUACAGGAGGCGCCCGAGCCCCUCGGUACGAUCUCGUCGAAAGGCACUCUGACCAGCAUGAGAGGCGGAACAGAGGAGUUCGGCUCCAAAACUUCGACUGUGAGUUCCUCGCUCCGCGCACUGGCCACGUCGCUAGGCAUCAAGCACACCUCUAACAACACAAACGGAAGCCUCAACAAGCACGCCGUCCCUUUCAAGGACUUGCCGUCUCCGGAAGCACUGCCGCGGACCGAGCCCGCACCGCUGAGCACGCCAGAUGUCGAGGCUCUUAAAGAAGCCGCGCGUACUGCGGCGGCGGAGGACGAUGGCGACGUAUCCAUGUCAGCCCCUGUUCCUGGAAGCCCGUCCCGCCCCGGUGCACCAGCUCCUGCCAACGCGCGACUGAGCAUGGGCCAGGGCCCAACGACCACUAUCCGCCUCAUUAACUCGCAGAAUACACUCGAGGCGCCCGGAACUCCGGUAUUACCAGCGUUUCAGACGAACUUCGAUCUUAUCCUGGGGUCGCCGAAUCCGACCGCUACACCUGGGCGGGCUAUCAACGUGUGGCCUGCGUCCCCAGGAGGUCCGUCCGAGCGACUCUACCCGGCGAUACCCUUCGAGGACUUGCUUUCUAUGAAGGCACCCAGCCAAACCCCCGACGACGAUGUUAACAUGCCUGGCGGUCUCGGCGGGCCAGAGAUUCGCGCGACUCAGGCUACACCCGUCAAGAAGCCAGAGCAGCCUCUCUCAAAGGGCACCCCGAAGCCCACUGAUGCGCUAGACAUCUUCUCGCCUAUGCGCCCCACUGCUGCUGGUGCUUCUCCUGCUGCUAACUCCGGUUCGAAACUUGGCAUUCCGCGCAGCGAGCCCUUCCUCUUUGGCUCCCCGCUGCCGCGGAACAGUCUCUCCAACCAGCAAUUUAGCGAUGCAGCGCAGACACUUAUGCAGGAGAUGCAGCGGCGCCUUGCUGAGCAGGGCAAGGACAAGGGCCCCGAGCAGAAGCCUUCCGCCGCAUCUGUACCACCCAUUUUCGCGUUGAUCGACAAAGGACAGAGUGCGAACCAGCAGGCCGGUAGCCCGGACAGGUUCAUGAAGGCGCACGAGGCACAGUUCAGCAAGAUGGACUCGAUCACGACGCACUAUGCUGCUAAACGUCUCGUUGCUCCUGCCUCCCGGCCUGCGGGCGCCGCGUCGAGGAAGCGCAAGUCAGACGCACUGGGGCUUGGCCAUGCCCCGGGUGGCAAACGGAAAAGCAGUGCUGCGGGUGCGCGGGUUAUCAGUGCGGGUGCGCGCAAGCGCAUGGCUGUCCCAGGAGGGUUUGGGGCCGAUGACGACGACGACGAAGAGGGAGAGGAAGAUGCUGGAGACCGGCGCUCGUCGAAACGUGUGCGAGUCUCCGAACUCGACGGCGUGCACAAUGGGAGGAGAGUCUCGAUUGCUCCUACCGCUGGUGCUAUUCAGGAAGGCGAUGACAAAGAGGAAGAGGAAGCGAAGAAGCUGAAGGAGCGGGAAGCCAUCCGCCGGAGGCUUGAGGCCAAUAAGGCUCGAAGGCGCAGCAGCAGAGGCCGGGUCAGCGUGGGUGGAAAGGCCGUUCCUCCCAAAGCUAAGCCGUCUCGCUUCGGCUUCUUCACGUCCGCCAAGACCCUCGUGAAGAACGUUUGGAAUAUGGGAGGCGGGCCAGCGACCACCAGCAAGCCUGCUCCGGUAGCGAGCUCCAGCAUUCCGGUGGCCAAACCGACCCAGGCUGUGCCGAAGCCCGUCAUCACCACCGCUGCCCCACCAGCCGUCCAGAAUUCCAGCAUGAGAAGCACGACAUCGACUGCACGCAAAGCUCCAGUCUCCACUUCGAACAAACUACAGAAGCCACGCCCUGAGCCACAGGCAUCCUCGUCGAAAGGGAAUGGCACUGUAAAGUCGUCGCACUCCGCUGCACAGGCUCGCGCUCCCAUACCGUCCUUCGCGAGUCCCGUUGCCGGAACUGCCAGUUCCAGGACGAGCACGUCAACCGCGACGUCGAAGAUACCCUCGAGGCCUGGUUCCAUCGCAGGCGCGUCGUCGCUGGGAAUGCGGACUAGUCUGGCGACCAAGUCACAAGGCCCCACAUCGUCUGUCGGGACGCGGCGAAGCCUUUUGACUACCUCGGCUGCUGGCACGGUUACUAGCACGAGAGCGUCCACGAGCUCCGCGCAGGGAUCACGCGACAGAGAUAGCAUUCCUCGCUCCAGGACGUCGUCUCUCCUCGCGCCAACGGCCAGUUCUCUCGCCAAGGCUGUCGGGAAGGGUGAUACGGGGACGGCAAGCAGGCUCUCGACCCUCCCUGCUGUCGCAGAGCAGCCGGUCAAACGCGCCGAGCGGAGGUCGCCCUACUUCACAAACCACUCCCAUACACCACGCGUCUCUCACUGCCGCUGCGACUGCAUUGGCGAGCCCGUCUGCAUCCCUACAGCUGUGCCACCCAAGCCAAAGGGAUUGAUCGCGAAGAAGCCACGGAUCUCCCGCACUCGAGUUAUCGCGAAGGUCGGCGCGCAGCGGGAUACCACGCAGCCUGCGGCGCCGUCUGUCCUUGCACCUGCUCCCCGUAUGCGAUCUAGCAUGGGUGUGCGGAAGUCUCUGGGAGGAGUCAAGUCUGGGCGUGCCAGCGCUGGCGGCGAGGCUGCGAAGCUUGCUGCGAAGAAGAGGGCGAGGCAGAGCGAGUAUGCGCGGCGGCGGAGUCGUGCUGAAGAAGGGCUUAAGUCACCUCGGGGCCGGGCAAGUGUGAUUGACGACGAUGCGAUGGACGUUGAUGCCUGA